Abrus precatorius (Indian licorice) is the source of this 1744-nucleotide messenger RNA. RefSeq lists its product as uncharacterized. The record is from RefSeq and is a predicted model, not a curated record. Gene Ontology annotation, biological process: response to red or far red light; negative gravitropism. The coding region runs from base 169 to 1197 and encodes 342 amino acids. The transcript is spliced from 3 exons. Lineage: Eukaryota; Viridiplantae; Streptophyta; Magnoliopsida; Fabales; Fabaceae.
AAUAAAGCCCCUGCUGCUUAUCUCAGAAUUGGUUCGUAUUGUUGCCUUCUUUUCUUUUUCUUACAAGAAAGAGAGAGAGAGGCACAGGGCUUCCUCUAGCACCUCGAUCCAACUCAUCAACCUCUUCUUCUUCUUCUUCCUUCAACUCGCUUUUCACCCAACCAGGACAUGGCUGCAGAUGAAGAUACUUCUGCUUUGAAAUCUCAGAUCAGUCAAGCACAAGAAACUUGGAGGCAGGAGAUGGAACGAAGCCAAUCGCAAGUGGAUGUAUUGCAAGCAAGGGUUAUGGAGGUAAAGGCGUGCAUAGAAGGGUCAGAGGAGGAUGCAAAGAGGGAGUUAGAGGUUCUAUGGCGAAGAGUCAAGACUGCUUCUACCCUGUUGUCCUACCUAAAAUCAAAAGCUAGAAUCAUGGCUGUUCCUCAUCUAGCCCAUACAUCUUGUGGCAUCAAAAAAUUAGAUGGGAUAGGAAUGGUUGACAAAGAUGGGAUUCCAUUAUCAGGUUGGUCUAGGAAUGUUGAUCUUUCUUCAUUUGAUGGCCUAGAUGAAGAAUCUUGGAUAGGAAUUAACCAUCAGCAUGGUUCCUUAGACGAACAGGAUGCAGUUUACAUAGGUGAGUUACUCAAGUCUGUCCAGAUGGUCACAGAUGUGAUGGAAGCUCUUGUCAAAAGGGUUUUAUUGGCAGAAUCAGAAACCACAAUAGAGAAGGAAAAAGUGAGUUUAGGUAAGGAGGAAAUUAUGCGAAAGUCUGCUCAGUUAGAGAGUAUGUCCAUUAAAUUAGAGGAGAUGGAGCGUUUUGCUAUGGGUACAAAUGGUAUUUUGAAUGACAUGCGGCAAAGAGUAGCAGAUUUGGUGGAAGAAACAACUAGACAGAGACAGCGGGCUGCUGAAAAUGAAGAAGAGCUUUCUAGAGUGAAACGGGAAUUUGAGUCUCUGAAGUCAUAUGUUAGUAGUCUAAUCACAGUAAGAGAAACCUUACUUUCUUCAGAGAAGCAAUUCCAGACUAUUGAGAGGCUGUUUGAACGGCUAGUUGGAAAGACUACCCAAUUGGAGGGUGAGAAAAUGCAGAAAGAAGCUGAAGUUCAGAAACUUAUGGAAGAGAAUGUGAGGUUGAGUGCUCUGCUUGACAAGAAAGAGGCUCAACUUCUGGCAUUGAAUGAACAAUGUAAGAUGAUGGCCUUGAGUGCUUCAAACAUGUAAAUGCCAUUUCACCCUACAGAUUACUUGCUUAGCUCUUCCUUGCUGACCACUGGAGGCUUCUAAGUGAAGCUUUACUGGAUAAAGUACUUGAUUGAGGUUCUUCUUAUCCAGAAUAAGCAUCCAUGAAGGGCUCCAUAAACAUCAUUAAUGCCUUUAUCUUAUUUUCUGCUUGCCAUUUUUAUGCCUAUUUCAAAAUUAAACGCAGGAAUUAAUUUUCCUUAGAAUGUAAACUUGGCCUGCUCUUUAAUCAGAAAAACAAGAUGUGUCUAUUCAUUGUACAUGUUGGAGAGAUCAGAGACCAGAUCAUCAACCGCCCUCCCUCCCUCCCUCUCUCUCUCUCUCUCUCUCAAACACACACACACACACACACACUCACCAACAUAAAUUCUCAAGAUACUUCUUUUGCGAUUAGAGCACUAAGAAUUUCCCACAUGUUCCCUUCAGCCAUAGCAUUAAAAAUGCAGUUCAAGUAAGAGAAUUCAAUGGCUGACUACAAAGAUGAUAUGGAUUCAAUGGUAAUAAUAGAUUUCUCUUAUUUUCAGAACAU